Messenger RNA from Solea solea (common sole), 3493 nucleotides. RefSeq names its product coiled-coil domain containing 120b (gene ccdc120b). Lineage: Eukaryota; Metazoa; Chordata; Actinopteri; Pleuronectiformes; Soleidae. The record is from RefSeq and is a predicted model, not a curated record. Bases 529 to 2373 code for a protein of 614 amino acids. The transcript is spliced from 11 exons.
UGUUCAGUUAGAUCAGCGUUCCCUUGUAAUUGUCUUGUGCCAAAUGUCAUUGAGUGUGUUCCUGAAUGGGGGGAGGGAUUCUGUGAUUCUGUGAUUCUCUGCUCCUCUGCUGCGCAGCGCUUUUACGCAGCUCGGCGCUCGUAACUCCUGCUGCUGCUGCUGCUGAAUUCCAAGCAGGCACGCAGUCAUCAUGAACCACGGGCUGCUCUCCUCCACCGUCGUCUACCGCACGUUUGGUUUAGGAGAAACCGUGUUCUCUCUCUUCGGAUGACUCGGUGCUCUGUUUCCGACGCAGCGAUGAUUUAUCGGGGCUUGGUUUUGCUUCAGAGGAGCGCGGACAUCACGGAAGACAUCGAUUCUACUCUGUGGAUUUGUCUCUAGUUACCUGAGCAGAGCCAACUUUGUCCUUCUGAUGGCAUAACUGAAUGAGAUGCAACAUCUGACUCCAACAACACAGCUCAUGGCUGAAAGUACAAGGUGAGGGUGUGGUUGAGAGUGUGAGCUGUAAAGUCCCCACAAUUACAUCACAUGGAGGUCAAAGGACAUCUGAUCACAUCAAUGGGUCUGGGGGCUCCUGAUGUUCAAGGCAGCCAGGAGAACAAGCUGCAGGCUGAGAGGAUUGCAGUGCUACAGGAAAGGAAACAGGCCCUGGAGACUCUGCUCAGCACCAGAGUGGGAGAGCUGAAACAAGUCUGUCUACAGGAAGCGGAGCUGACUGGGAAGUUGCCACAUGCUUUCCCCCUGGAGACAGGAGUGAAACCACCACUGGUGCAGCGCAGAGCUGGCCUGACGCCCAACACCAAAGCUGAGGAUGAAGCUGCCCAAAGGAAGCAGAUUAAAGCCAUCUUCACUAGUGGUCUGUACAGACAAGCGGAAUCAGACCGAAAUGUCCCAAAUAGCAAGAGGACAGUUCAUCGGGGCUGUCACACAGAGGACACUGUCAUAUCAGAGAGUACAAGCUCCAUGUCAGACUCAACAUCCCAUGACAAUGAGUCGUCUCCCAGCGUGGCUGCUGAUCAGCGCUCUCUGUCUCAGCCUCGGCUCACUGUGGGCAGCCCUGACCACAGAAUCAGCAGGAAACUGUCUCCAGUAGAGAUUUACUAUGAGAUGAGGACGCGCCGAAACUCCGUCACAAGCUCUGUUAGCCCAACUCACUCUUUGCCAAGAAGUGUAUCCAAUGUUGAAGGUAGAAGUGUUCCAGCGACUCCUCUGUUGGCGCGAACUGCUCCAAUCAGCGUUCAUGUCAGGUCAGAUGCAUCGGGGGGCAACGGGUUGAAGCAGUGGUCUGGCAGCCUGGAUGUGCCGUAUAUGAUUCCACUGGCCCAGGACGGCUCGUCCUCUGACCGCCGAAGCUGCCCAUACAGCUCCCGGGCCAGACGCAGUAACAGCUCAGAGGCCCUGCUGGACAGAUCAAACCUCCCUGAUGAUCAGGCACCCAGGAACGGGAUGCCCCCCAGAGGAGGGCCCUUCAAGAGCUCAGAGACACUCACUGAUGGAAAACUGCGACACAUUAAUCUGGGCAGCCCUGAGAGACAUGUGGACAGCUAUGCAGAACAGGCCAAAAUCCGUCUCUCCAUGGGUGGCAGAGGUGCAGGUGCAGGUUACAAUGAGCUAUUAAUGGACUAUAUCUGGGGAAAACACCAGAAUUUGCAAGUGCAGCAGCAACUGUACCAGUCUACAGGCAGGAGCUGGCAGGACAUGUCUUCUCCUCGCUCCUCCACAGUGGCUCCUCAGGCAAAUGGAUUUUCUCAUUCCCAGGUGCAUCUACCUAGCGCUGCACCUCCGUAUAGCCCCAUGGUGCUGCGAGGGUCCCAGGCCGAACUGCGCAGAGUCAAAGUCACCAGAACCAAAUCUUGUGGACCUUUUAUACCUUUGCAGCAACAACUCCAGGAUGCAAUCCUAUUUUCAGCAUAUGAGUCUCCCCUUCCUGCCUCUGGCACCACAUCCUCCAUCCCCAACCUGCACCCUUACCAGACUGAGGUGUCUGGCCCCUCCUUCAGUCACAGACCCCCACAGUUUUCUCUCCCAACCCCAGAGGACUCGACUAGAAGUCUGCAUAAAGCCCUAGCCCUGGAGGGGCUGAGGGACUGGUACCUGAGGAAUGCCCUUGGUUAUCCACCUGCCGUCUCAAAGGGCCACGAUGCAGGGAUCUCUCGCCUCUCACACCCUCACCCAUUGGUGCAUCAGGCCCAAUCUGUUCAAGGUGAAGCAGCCAACCUCAAGAGGCCUCAGAUGCCCCAGUCAGCCAGCUUCCACGGACUCCCAUUGCAUGGAAGGUCGAUGGAGUUCUCUCUCUAUCAGGAGACUCUUCUUCCACAGAUGCAAGAGGUGACCCCAAAGGAACCCAGUGCAGACCCCGGCACCCUCGUGUGAUGCAGCAGAACACACACACACACACACACACAACACUAGCUUAACUCACUAAGGCCCUUUUCACGCCUGGUAUUAACAUCUGUCCUCCGUGAUCCCAUCACACGUGGACAGUGCUAAAUACAACUGUUCACACUUAGUGUUCUGAUGCAUCUCCUGUGACCAUGUGAGGUCUUACCUGGCUUCCCCAUACUGUCAAAUACACAUUGACAUGGCUUAUUCUGAUUGUUAGGACUCAACAGUUAAGAAAAAAAUAAUCUAAUUGCAAUUUAUUAUUUACCAUUGUUGUGAUUUUGAUUUAAUGUGUGACAUUGUUUUAUUUUUAUUUUAAAGUUGAUCUUAUCUUGUGUGUUAAUCAACAGUUUGAGCGUCAUCGGUGCCUCAGUCAAUGCUGCAUCCUCCUUCCACCACCACGUUCUCAUACAGCCCUGUCGGUCUCGACCCUGUCAUCUUUUAGUGAAUUUUCUGUAAGAAAUAGAAAUAAAUAUUGUGUAAUUCAUACAUUACACACACACUCAUAUUCCCUCAGGCACAAAAACACUCAUUACCAGUGUAAUGUGAUCAGGCCGUGUGGUAGCAUUGGCAGCAGGGCCGGCUCUGCAGAGUACCUGCUGCAGCACAGCAUCCUUUUUUUUCUUUUUUAAGUCGAAAUAGUUCCACACAACCGAUGUAUUGUUCCUCUUUGACACUAAAGUGUCUGUGAUGCCAGGUGCUGUUGAGCCUGAGGUCACUGUACAACACGUCGCCUCCUCCCUCCUCCUUUAACCACCUGCUCUGCCCACGUUUGCAAGUGUAAUCGCAGCCUCUGCGGUUACAAAUGGCGUGUUUCCACCGAAUCUACUCGCCUCGCCACGGUUAAGUUACGCUUCCACUAGCAUAGUACCUGGUACCAGGUACUUUUUUUAGUACCUGCUCCGGCGAGAUUCCCUGCCGCUGUAUUUCAGUCCAGUGACUGUCAGACGGAGUCUUUGCUCCGGAGACGUCCGACACAAGAAUCAAGCCAAAAAAUGCUGAACUGUAGAUCAGUUAAAAAGACUUAACAAUCCUAAAAAUGUGGGUUAAUCUCCAACAAUUACCAGGGAAUUUUUGUAGUGGAGAUGCAACCUAAACUGUGCUGUGCCGU